Molecule: messenger RNA, 3339 nt
Organism: Diorhabda sublineata
Lineage: Eukaryota; Metazoa; Arthropoda; Insecta; Coleoptera; Chrysomelidae
Gene: Blos1
Product: biogenesis of lysosome-related organelles complex 1 subunit 1
Exons: 1
Coding region: 71-451 (126 amino acids)
Biological process (GO): endosomal transport
Cellular component (GO): BLOC-1 complex
Source: RefSeq, a predicted model, not a curated record
UGACGUUUUUGCAUGAAAUGUAAAUAAAUAUUUUUGGUUCAAAAAAUUUUAACAGCAUAUUUCUAAAGAAAUGUUGACUUCAAUGGUAAAAGAGCAUCAAACUAAACAAGUAGUGAAAAAAGAAUUGCAAGAAGUAAAAAGAAAGGAAGCCUGUGCAGCAGCUAGUGAUUUAACACAAGCUCUCGUAGAUCAUUUGAAUGUUGGAGUGGCUCAAGCUUAUUUAAAUCAGAAAAAAUUAGAUGCGGAAGCAAAACAACUACACUUAAGUGCAACAAAUUUUUCAAAACAAACACAACAGUGGUUGAACUUAGUUGAACAAUUUAGUGGUGCUCUUAAAGAACUAGGUGAUGUGGAAAAUUGGGCAAAAACAAUAGAAGGUGAUGUGCGUACUAUUACAACAGCUUUAGAAAUAGUAUAUCAAAGCUCACAAGAUAGCAGUAGUUCAAGUUAAAAUAAAAGAAUUAAAUUUAUAUUUUAGUUAUGUUAUAUAAAUAGUUUUCAUGUAUUGCAAUGUAAACAAUAAUAUUUGUCAAAAGCUUAUAGUCAUCUCAACUAUUCCAUAAUAUUACAUAUUAUGUGCAAAGUUAUAGACUAUAGCUAAAAUGAGAACCAUAUUUGUGCAAACACCUUUUAUUUAAUAAAUUACAUCAUUAUUUUUUUGUUAAAAAGCAUUUAUAAAAUCUUUUGAAUCAGUAUUAGUGUUUCAUACUACAUGGAAUUGAAAAUAAAUAACUGGUUUUAUGAGUUAUACAAUUAUUUUAUUAACUAACAUGUAAAGGUAGAUUUUCAAGAGUGGGUGUGAAUAGAUAGAUUUAAUGCUUUGCAGAGAAGUGAAGGCUUUAGUGUAUAUGUAUUCGAGAAAUAGUAUAUUUCUAAAAUUGCCUCUUUAUGUUCUCUUAUGUUCAAUAUGGGGCAAUUACAAUGUUAAAGUGAAUAAAAGUCACUUUAUUUUUUUAUUUGAUUUUCUAUUUGACCAACAAGGUCAUUAGUGGUAAGAUAGUAAAUAUUUCUUAAUACAAUAAUAAUACAUAUUAUUUAACAGAAUAAGUACAUUAGCAUUACAUGGUAUAUUUUAUAAUGAAGAGAAAGGACGACAAGAAAAUAAGUUUUUCAGAACAACACUCAUAUUUAGAAAUGCAUAUGUGUUUAUCAUAUCUUGUGUAACAAAUUUGCGUUUUUCGAUUUUUCAGAAAACCAAUAUAUAUUUCAGUACUUUUUGACACACUUCAGUCUUUGUUUCUUCAGCUGAAAUGGUAUGGGUGUUAUAGAUGUUUGUGACCAUAUCACAUGUCCAACCUUUUCUUCAGCUGUUCGAAGUCAUCAGUUUCUUCAAGAUGUAUCGUCUGGAAUACAUUUAAGGCAUCUUCUCACAGCACAAUAGUCAAGUUUACUGCCUUUUCUCUAUUGAAACAAUUAUUCACUCUAGUGGCUCCCUCAAACUAUUUAACAUAAUUGGUCCAAAAUGUCUUGCUGUCAAUCGUUGGAGCCAUGAUUCGUGUAAAAUUGUCAUUGUCUUGAGUAAUGUUUCUGUAUUGCAGGAUUUCAUUUGUUCCAUCUUCUAUCGUUCUAUUAUAAUAUUUUCUGUUCUCGACUUUGCAAUCUUUCUUUCUAACUCCUUGAUUUUUUUGUUAAUUGUUGUCUUUUUAUUUUCCAUUUGAUUGUAUCUUCUCAUUCAUCGUUGUCAUCUUAUUCUCUAUACCAGUUUGUAUCUUCUCAUUUAUCGUGGUCAUCUUAUUCUCGAUAUCCAAUUUUAGGGAUGACAUUUUAUUUUCCCUGUAAAUGGCUAGGUCAGUUCUCAAUGACAAAAUAUCCGCAGAAAUAACAUUCCUAAGAUUCGACAUACCGUCUUUCCUGGUAGAAAUCUUCUCAUAUUGGCCGAAAUAUCAUAAUUAAAUAUUGUUCUUCACGUUCAAAAUUGACAAAAUCAAGGUGGAAGCCUCGUCUUUGAAUAAAAAUGUUUCUGGAUCAAAGCCUUCAUAUAUCUGUGCCACUUUGACUAUUAAUACUAAUUCACUCUUCUCACCUGGCGUUUCCAUCUCGCGAUUCUCCAUUUCGUCUUUAUUUAUAAUUUAUAAACACUGUCUUUUAAACACUUUACUUAACUAACUCAUAUGUUGAUUAACUUAUUACUUAUACUUAACUAACUUACAUAGUUUUUAAAUUCUCCACUUACUUUUCGAUUUUGUUCCGUUCAUUAUAAACUAAUUGCGCUAAACAAACUCGUUUAUAUAUCCAAAACAAAAUUCUAGAAAAUAAACAAAGCAAAUAAAUUUUUGUUUAAUUCCCAUAAUGCACACUACUGGUGUGAUGAGAAUCCACAUGUUAAAAGGAUAGCACAAUACCAAUACUCAUUUAAAGUUAAUGUUGGAUGGAGCUCCACCACACUUUGAUAGAAGGUGUCAUAAUUGAUUGAAUAACCAUUUUCCGAAUCGAUGGAUUGGUAGAGGUGCAGAAGCUCCGCUUUAUUGGCCUCCUCGGGUUAUUCGAUUUUAAUUCCUUGUUUGGUCGUAUCUUAAAGAAAGAGGUUAUGCUACAGAGGAAAAUUCACCUCAAGAACGCCUUUUAUCUUGAAUACGGAUGGCGUUACGAAAACCCCAAAUAUUUUUCAGUUUUCUAUCUAUCCCAGAGGGAUCCCUUUUUUGAAACUUUUAUUCAAAACUUGAAUAAAACUUCAACUUCAAUAUUUCUAACAACUAAUCUCAUUAGUUUGAUGUUAUACAAAUAGAAGGGAUGUUAUUGAGAAUAUAAGAGUAUUGUCAUUGAUAACGGGAAUCAAUAAUAUCUUUAGAAAAAGUCGGUACAGAAAGUUUCAUAAAAUCGAAUUUACAGAAUUUAUUUAUAAUUUUCAUCGGAGAAGAUUGUGGUAAGCUCAUUCAAAUAUUUGAAAACAUUGUCCAAAAUUUGUUAGCAAUCUUCUUGGGAAGGAAAAAUGCUUUCGUAUACUUGAAAGUCGAGAUGAAUUUUUUCGCCGUUCGUCAUUAUACUGAUUCCCAUACCUUAAAAAAAAUCGAAACAACAAAAAUAGUUUCGUUUUUAUUUUCUUAUCUUGUAUCGCUUAAUAUGCAACGAAAUUUUAUGACGGCAUCUGGUAUUGCUAAAAGCCGCUUGACAUGGUGCAAAAUAACGUUCAAUAAAUUGUAAAAUAUUGCAAAUUGCUUGACAUUAUUCUAUCAUGGUUGCCAAUAAAAGUUCUAUUUAUAAAAGUAAACAAAUUCCUAACCUCAAGUUUAAUAUUUUAGGUUUGUUCUUGGUAGCUGCAGUGGAACUGUACUGAACUGGACCUGUGCAGACCAGCUCAUGAGUGUAUAGAAUUAGUUCGAUCGGAUACAAAGAACGAUA